This is a messenger RNA of Megalops cyprinoides (Indo-Pacific tarpon), 582 nucleotides long. RefSeq names its product ribonuclease inhibitor-like. The transcript is spliced from 4 exons. The record is from RefSeq and is a predicted model, not a curated record. Gene Ontology annotation, molecular function: protein binding. Lineage: Eukaryota; Metazoa; Chordata; Actinopteri; Elopiformes; Megalopidae. Bases 31 to 582 code for a protein of 183 amino acids.
UUCAGACUAAGUGACUGUGAUCUUACACAGAUGUUCUUUGAAACUGUGGCCUCAGCUCUCCAGUCAGCCACCUCACCCCUGACAGAGCUGCACCUCAGCAGGAAUAAGCUGGGAGAAUCAGGAGGGAAGCUGCUGAGUGCUGCACUGAUGAGUCCAAACCGUAAACUACAGACUCUGGAUGUGAGCUUCUGUCAGAUGGGAAGUUCAGGAGUGGAGCUGCUCUGUACUGCACUGAGCAAAGUGUCCACUCUGAGAAUGGAUCAGUGUCGUCUGAAUGACCAGUCCUGUGAUCUCGUGGCCUCAGCUCUCCACCAGUCAGCCAACUCCCAGCUGAAAGAGCUGGAUUUCAGCAACAAUAAGCUGGGAGAAUCAGCAGUGAAGCUGCUCUGUGCUGGACUGAGGAGUCCACUGUGUGAUAUACAGGCUUUGAGACUCAGUGGCUGUAACCUUAAUGAGAAGUCCUGUGAAAGUGUGAUCUCAGCUCUACAGUCAGUCAUCUCAUCCCUGAGAGAGCUGGACCUCAGCUACAGUAAGCUGGGAGAUUCAGGAGUGGAGCAGCUCUGUAGCUCCUGUCCCUGCUGA